Eubalaena glacialis (North Atlantic right whale) is the source of this 2130-nucleotide messenger RNA. RefSeq names its product MBL associated serine protease 2 (gene MASP2). Gene Ontology annotation, molecular function: serine-type endopeptidase activity; calcium ion binding. The record is from RefSeq and is a predicted model, not a curated record. The transcript has 11 exons. NCBI's taxonomy places the organism in Eukaryota, Metazoa, Chordata, Mammalia, Artiodactyla, Balaenidae. Gene Ontology annotation, cellular component: extracellular region. Bases 1 to 2130 code for a protein of 709 amino acids. Gene Ontology annotation, biological process: complement activation, lectin pathway; proteolysis.
AUGGGGUCUGUUCCCAGAAUGCCAGGGGCAGGGCGGCUGGGGGCAGGGCCGGCCGUUGGACAAACAGAUCAAAGGCUGCUGCUCAUCCUGGGCCUGCUGUGGGGCUCGGCAGCCGCCCCGUCCUCGGGCCCGCAGUGGCCCAAGCCCGUGUUCGGGCGCCUGGCAUCUCCUGGCUUCCCAGGCAAGUAUGCCAACAACCAGCAGCAGCGCUGGGCCCUGACGGCCCCCCCCGGCUACCGCCUGCGCCUCUACUUCACUCACUUCUGCCUGGAGCCCUCCUACCUCUGCGAGUACGACUUCGUCAAGCUGAGCGCCGGGACCGCGGUGCUGGCCACGCUGUGCGGGUCGGAGAGCACGGACACGGAGCGGGCGCCCGGCAACGACACCUUCUACUCGCCGGGCUCCAGCCUCGACGUCACCUUCCGCUCCGACUACUCCAACGAGAAGCCGUUCGCGGGCUUCGAGGCCUUCUACUCGGCAGAGGACAUCGACGAGUGCCAGGUGCCCCCAGGAGAGGCCCCCACCUGCGAGCACCACUGCCACAAUUACCUGGGUGGCUUCUACUGCUCCUGCCGUAUGGGCUACGUUCUCCACAGGAACAAGCACACUUGCUCAGCCCUGUGCUCAGGCCAGGUCUUCACUGCCCGGUCUGGGGUGCUCAGCAGCCCUGGAUACCCUCAGCCGUACCCCAAACUCUCCAGCUGCACCUACAGCAUCCGCCUGGAGGAGGGGUUCCGUGUCACCCUGGACUUCGUGGAGUCCUUUGACGUGGAGACGCAUCCUGAGACCCAGUGCCCCUACGACUCCCUGAAGAUUCAAACAGACAAGGAGGAAUAUGGCCCAUUUUGUGGGAAGACGUUGCCCCGCAGGAUUGAAACCAAGAGCAACACAGUGACCAUCACCUUUGCCACCGAUCAGUCGGGGGACCACACGGGCUGGAAGAUCCACUACAACAGCACAGCUCAGCCCUGCCCUGACCCGACGGCACCACCUAACGGCCACAUCUCCCCUGUGCAGGCCAAAUACAUCCUGAAAGACCGCUUCUUUGUCUUUUGCGAGUCGGGCUACGAACUUCUGCAAGGUUAUUGGCCCCUGAAAUCGUUUGUUGCAGUCUGUCAGCCAGACGGCUCUUGGGACAAACCGAUGCCGGAGUGCAGCAUUGUUGACUGUGGCCCUCCUGAUGAUCUGCCCAGUGGCCAAGUGGACUAUAUCACGGGUACUGAGGUGACCAUAUACAAAGCUGUGGUUAAAUAUCGCUGUAAUGAGUUCUACACAAUGAGAACAAAUGAUGGUAAAUAUGUGUGUGAGGCUGAUGGAUUCUGGACGAGCUCCAAAGGAGAAAAAUCACUCCCCGUCUGUGAGCCUGUUUGUGGAAUAUCCACCCGUACCACAGAAGGUCGUAUAUAUGGAGGACAAAAUGCAAAGCUUGGUGAUUUUCCUUGGCAAGCCCUGUUAUUAGGUAAAACUACAGCAGCAGGUGCACUUCUAUAUGACAACUGGAUCCUAACAGCUGCUCAUGCUGUAUAUGAGCAAAGAGAAGACGCCUCCUCCCUAGACAUUAGAAUGGGUGCCCUGAAGAGACUGUCACCUCAUUAUACACAAGCCUGGGCCGAGGCCAUUUUUAUACACGAACGUUACGCUCAUAAUGCUGGUUACGAUAAUGACAUAGCGUUGAUUAAAUUGAAGAACAAAGUUGUAUUAAGUAGCAACAUCAUGCCUAUUUGUUUGCCGAGCAAAGAAGCUGAAUCCUUCAUGAGAACCAAUCAUAUUGGAACUGCAUCUGGAUGGGGAUUAACCCAAAGGGGUUUUCUUGCCAGAAAUCUAAUGUUUGUUGACAUACCAGUUGUUGACCAUCAAAACUGUACUGCGGCAUAUGAAAAGAAGUCCUAUCCGGGGGGAAGGGUAACUGACAACAUGCUUUGUGCUGGUUUAGAAAGUGGGGGCAAGGACAGCUGUAAAGGCGAUAGUGGGGGGGCAUUAGUGUUUCUACAUAAUGAGACACAGAAAUGGUUUGUGGGAGGAAUAGUGUCUUGGGGUUCCAUUAAUUGUGGGGAAGCAGAUCAGUAUGGGGUCUACACAAAAGUCAUUAACUAUAUUCCCUGGAUCAAGAACAUAAUUAAUAAUUUUUAA